AUGGACCACAAAGCAGAUACCUGGUCCUGCUACCGCGUGCCUUUAAUUGUCAACCUUUUAGCAGCAUUCUGUCUCGCAGUGCUGAUUGCCCUUGGCGUCUAUGUUAGCAAAACACCCAUCUUGGUUGGCGGUACGUCGUCUCCAGGAUUCUCCGUCAUUAAGGUGGACCCAAACAGCUGGAACGUGGGUUGCACUGUCAUCGGCACCGCUGUUGGGCUGUUACUCUCAUGGGGAUUCUCUAGCUACGAUGAGCUCUUGACACGAAAGGAGCUCCAGAGCCCCACCGGAGUCUUGGCGAUGUAUCUGAGGCCGUUGUCUGCGAUGCGCGGACUGCAUCAAUUGCAACGACGGAGAUUUCCCGUGACGCGGAGCUUCCUCAUCCUCGCGAGCGCCAUCUCCUCCCUGAUCAGUGCUACGACCGUUGCGGUUUUUGGCAUUCAUACCGACAGUGUUACGGUCAUCAACCCCUCGGCUUCCUAUUCGCUAAAUCAACUUCCCAAAGGAGGCUAUGUGCGCAAUCCCGACCAUUCCUCUUACCCUAUUAUAGUAGAUGCCGAUGUCUCUCUUCUAAGCAGUUUCCUUUACCGAGAUGCCUACAUUCGAUCGUCGCAAACGAUGGUGUCGAACAUCUAUCUCGGCAGGGGUAAUUGGCAGCCAGUGUCAGGCACUCUUGGCAGCACGACAUAUCCCGGAUUGAAUACGUCUGGUAUUGGGUUGAACGUGACAUCUUAUACCCAAUACUCUGGUCCUUCAUCAGGUUUUAAUCUCCCUACCUCCUAUACCUUCGAGCGACUGGAUGCCGCAGUCUUCGGAACCAUCGUUGAAGUGACUUGCGUCAAUGCCACGGUAUCUUACAGCGUUUCAACGACGAAAUAUGGUGAUCCACAAAAUCCCGUCGUUGUGAUGUACAAUUUUGCAAAGAACACCGUCGUCAACACCACUGUACUUCUGAACAGAGACUACGCACUUCCAUUCAGCAUCGGCUCUGUUGUAACUGAACAGAAUGGUGAACCGCUCCAUACCUUUCUCUUCCCGGGUGAUGAUGUGGAUCAGCCAUUUGUCCUUGAGUGCACAUACGGAGGAAAUGAGAUACUAGCGACGAUUAGCCUUUCGGACCGUGUUUCGCCUCUUCAAGUCAACAGAUCCGUGACUCACGGAUUCCCCUUGGAUGCCACUGUGAAAUGGCAACUCUCAAACUUAACCGACAAAUAUAUAAACUUAUACAGUCACUCAGGUCCAGGAGGCAGCCUGGCAGAUGGUUGGGUUGCUUCGGAGUAUUCUCUCCGCAUUUACGACGGCAGCAGUUCAUUAGCUGCGCAGACGAUGGGUACGAUUUUGAGCGAACUAGGCCAGGCAUAUUUCAGUCUCAUGAGACAGAAUGUCGAAAAUGCCAAUCAGAUUCGUACCUCGGAUCAAAUGCUUGACAACGGGAGCUUUGUGAAGAUGGUAGUUUCGGUCCUUAGGGUGGGAGGCUCAUCCGACGCAUGGCUCCUUAUUUACGCCUUGAUGUUCAUCUCGGCCACGUCUGGAGUUGUCAUGGCAGCGGUCCAAGGGCAUGUGUUGCCGUGGUCACCUCAGGACCCCGUUGAGAUAUUACAGAAAUGUCUCCCCGCGGCCAACAUCGACGAGCUCACCCAUCUAGGGUACCGAGAGCGAUUUGAAGCCAUCAAUCGUGAUGGCGCAAGACUGUGA
Messenger RNA from Aspergillus pseudoviridinutans, 1692 nucleotides. RefSeq lists its product as uncharacterized. The record is from RefSeq and is a predicted model, not a curated record. Bases 1 to 1692 code for a protein of 563 amino acids. NCBI's taxonomy places the organism in Eukaryota, Fungi, Ascomycota, Eurotiomycetes, Eurotiales, Aspergillaceae. The transcript has a single exon.